Messenger RNA from Budorcas taxicolor (takin), 2225 nucleotides. RefSeq names its product actin related protein 3B (gene ACTR3B). The record is from RefSeq and is a predicted model, not a curated record. Lineage: Eukaryota; Metazoa; Chordata; Mammalia; Artiodactyla; Bovidae. Gene Ontology annotation, cellular component: actin cortical patch. The transcript is spliced from 12 exons. Bases 73 to 1329 code for a protein of 418 amino acids. Gene Ontology annotation, molecular function: actin filament binding.
CCGGCGGCGGCGCGGGGCGGCGAGCGGGCCGGCGAUCCGGGGAGCCGCCGGAGCCGGCCGCGUGGGCCGAGCAUGGCGGGCUCCCUGCCUCCCUGCGUGGUGGACUGCGGCACCGGGUAUACCAAGCUUGGCUACGCAGGCAACACAGAGCCACAGUUCAUUAUCCCUUCAUGUAUCGCCAUCAGAGAAUCGGCGAAGGUGGUCGACCAAGCCCAGAGGAGGGUACUGAGGGGCGUGGAUGACCUGGACUUCUUCAUAGGGGAUGAAGCCAUAGAUAAACCCACAUACGCCACCAAGUGGCCAAUAAGACAUGGAAUAAUUGAAGACUGGGAUCUGAUGGAAAGGUUCAUGGAACAAGUGAUUUUUAAAUAUCUUCGAGCUGAACCUGAGGAUCAUUACUUUUUAAUGACAGAACCACCACUGAAUACACCGGAAAAUCGAGAGUAUCUCGCAGAAAUUAUGUUUGAAUCGUUUAAUGUCCCAGGACUCUACAUUGCAGUUCAGGCAGUGCUGGCUCUGGCCGCUUCGUGGACGUCGCGCCAGGUGGGCGAACGCACGUUAACGGGGAUUGUCAUCGACAGCGGGGACGGGGUCACCCACGCCAUCCCAGUGGCAGAAGGCUACGUGAUUGGAAGCUGCAUCAAGCACAUCCCGAUCGCAGGGCGGGACAUCACCUAUUUUAUCCAGCAGCUGCUGCGGGAGCGGGAGGCGGGGAUCCCCCCGGAGCAGUCGCUGGAGACCGCCAAAGCCAUCAAGGAGAAAUACUGCUACAUCUGCCCUGAUAUAGUCAAGGAGUUCGCCAAGUACGACGUGGAUCCUCGGAAGUGGAUCAAACAGUACACGGGGAUCAACGCCAUCAACCAGAAGAAGUUCGUCAUAGAUGUCGGCUACGAAAGGUUCCUGGGCCCUGAGAUUUUCUUUCACCCGGAGUUUGCCAACCCGGAUUUCAUGGAGUCCAUCUCGGAGGUUGUUGAUGAAGUCAUACAGAACUGCCCCAUCGACGUUCGCCGUCCACUGUAUAAGAAUGUCGUUCUUUCGGGAGGUUCGACAAUGUUCAGGGAUUUUGGACGUCGCCUGCAGAGAGACUUAAAGAGGGUGGUGGACGCCAGGCUGAAGCUCAGCGAGGAGCUCAGCGGCGGCAGGAUAAAGCCCAAGCCCGUGGAGGUCCAGGUGAUAACGCACCACAUGCAGCGCUAUGCCGUGUGGUUUGGAGGCUCCAUGCUGGCUUCGACUCCGGAGUUCUUGCAGGUCUGUCACACCAAGAAGGACUACGAGGAGUGCGGCCCGAGCAUCUGCCGUCACAACCCCGUCUUCGGGGUCAUGUCUUAGUGGCGGCUUGGGCACCGCUCCCGCAGUGGUGUCAUCGGAGCGCAAGUGUCCUUCAGACCCGGAGACGACGGGCCCUGUACAUAGAGCGCGAGCGUGGUGUCCCAUUGCAUGCGGCGCCGCCCGCCGGACAGCUCGCAAAGCCAUCUGCGCCCUCGCCCCGCCCCACUCCACCCACUCGCCCCGCCCAUCGCCCCGCCCCACUCCACCCACUCACCCCUCGCCCUCGCUCCACCUCCCCGCCCUCGCUCCACCCAUCUCCCCACCCUCACCCCCGCCCACCUCUCUGACUCGCCCGACCCUACCCCUCGCUCCACCCCCCCACCCAGACCCCAUUUCCAACCCCCGCCCCCUCUCACCUUGCCCAUCUCCCCGCCCCGCUCCUCUGUGCCUGCCCCUUACCCCGCCCUCGCCCUCGCCCCGCCCCCACCCAUCGUCCCACCUCCGCCCCUCACAGAGCUCUGCCCCUCGCCCCGCCCCGCCCUUGCUCCCCACCCCUCGCCCCGCCCCACCCUUGCUCCCCACCCCUCGCCCCGCCCCGCCCUUGCUCCCCACCCCUCGCCCCGCCCCUCACCCUGCCCCACCCAUUGCCCCGCCCCACCCUGCCCUCGCCCCCGCCCCACCCCGCCCCUCACACAGCUCUGCCCCCCCUUCACCCCGCCCUUCGGCCCGCCCCCUCGCCCUCCUCUCCACCCGAGCUUCUAGUCCACAGUUGGGUUCUGGAGUUCAGCUGCGGCUCUUAAGAGUAAUAGGUAGGGAAAACCCUAGAACGUGACAAUAGCUACCCCCCACCCCCCCUGCCCAGGCAGAAUAUGGGACUGUAAAGCCUCUUCCUCCCAGACUAUUUUUGUAAAUAAAAUGUUAUAAACUUGAAAUACAAAAUUGAUGUUUAUAUUUCC